AACCCCGCUGUUGUCAUGACAACAGAGAAACUCCAACAUGGCGUCCCUGUUGACAGAGCCGCUGUUUGAAAUCUCUGGACAGGGACCUCCGCCCGACAAAACUUUCUACCAUUUCUCUAUCACCAAGUCACAAAUGAUAUGGAGAUGGUGGCAGAUAUCUCUGAGAGCUGUGGACAGGAACACCAGGCCUGGGGAGCUGAAGCAGUCCCACCAGGAUUUCUUGGAUGACACUGAGCAACAGAGUGAGGUCAGAUUGGUUUUUGGUCGUCGAAUCUUGCAGUACACCACAGCUCUGUGCCAAGGCCAUUACGAUUAUCUGCAGCGCCUGCCCGAAUCCUUACUCCUGUAUAUAAUGAGAUAUCUGGAACUGGAGGAUGUGAGCCAACUUGGACAAACGUCACGCAGAUUCAGGCAGCUGUGCUGGUCAGAGGGGUUUUGGGAGCAGGCAAUGCAUCGGCACUGCAACACAGUUCCAGCUGAGGUGGCAUCUCUGGCAGUUGAGGUUGGCUGGCGCCGCAUCUUUUUCACCAGUAAGCUACAGCUGCAGAAGUUGCUUAGUCGAAGGAGGGCGAAAGCCAAGGAAGAACAGGAAGUGCAGAUCUCUAUCCCCGAUACAAAGGUGGAAAAAUCUCCUGAUGAAAGCUCAGAGAAGGACCAUGUAUCUGGUCCUGACCUGGACUCUCUACCGGGUAUAAUCCCUGAUCAAAGCUUAGGCACGGAGACUGGCACUGGCUUUGACACCAGUGCUUGCUGUGAUGCUGACCCUAACCCUUGCCCUGAAGCUGACACUGGUUCUGAGUUUAGCUUACUUUUGUCCAGCCAAAUGAUGCCAAACAACAAGAAGGGUUUGGAUGAAAUACAGGAGCCAGAUGAAGCACCGAGCAGUGGAAGAGGAGACUCCAGUGCAUAGCCAGACCAGACACUAAGUUAAUGCUUAUGUCAAAAUCUUGCCUCUUACAUUUAUACACAAAUCUGAGUUUCAGAUGAGUUGUGUAUUAAUUGUCAUAAUAAUUUUAUAUUUGAUUUGCCAAAUGUAUUUUCAAACUAUUUGUUUCAGAAGAUUUCUGAGUUGUCAAUGCUUUA
Molecule: messenger RNA, 1083 nt
Organism: Notolabrus celidotus (New Zealand spotty)
Lineage: Eukaryota; Metazoa; Chordata; Actinopteri; Labriformes; Labridae
Gene: fbxo36b
Product: F-box protein 36b
Exons: 4
Coding region: 38-910 (290 amino acids)
Molecular function (GO): protein binding
Source: RefSeq, a predicted model, not a curated record